CGCGCCGAGCGUGGGGGCGCUUGGUAGUGGCAAGGUCGUUAAACGUGUGCAGGUAAAGGAAACGUUUCACCGCGGCAACGCGAGUAAAGCACGGUAAAUACUUACACUCGCAUCUACUAUAGUGUUGUGUGCGAUCGAGCGGCUUUCACUUUUGCUACGAUCCAAUCUUCGCGUUUCAUUGAAGAGAUUGAACCGCGCGACAGAGAGGGGAACCGAGAUUUGGAUCGAGAAAGAAGUGUGGCCAAACACACUUCUGCCUUCUCGAUGGCACGUUCCACGUUAAAACACAGCUCCGAAUCUCUUUCAGAUGUGCGACAUACGGAUUCGAUUCUUUCGAUGCAUAAACAUAGAUCGGGAAUCGCUCGUAAGCCGCAGAAGGCGCGCACCAUGUUAGCUCAGUGGCUUCUGAUUUCGUUGGUCGCCAAUACUAUCGCCUAUGACCCGAAUGAUAAAUCGUUGAAGGACAUUUUGUUACCGGAAGGACGAUUCGAGGCGUUUUACUUGAAGGGCUCUCAGGAGGAGGAACAGAACGCGGUGAGGCCUCCGCAUCUUCACGGUUCCUUUCAUCAGUACAAGAACCCAGCCCUGGUCGGCGCACCGAACAGCGCAGCUUACGGUUUUCGUUUCGACGGAAAACGUCGUUUCAAUUAUAAUUAGAAUUAGAAAAGUUUAAUCGAAUUACCGCGGAAUACGCGCAGAAUUUAUUAUACGUACAAGUCGUCACCGGUUAUUCUCGAUUUUCAACGCUAUAGCGCUAUUCGAUUCUGAGAAGCGCCACUCGUCCAACCGAGGUUGCAGCCCAUUUCACAAAUAAAUCUUGUCAUACCCAUGUACACGUGUAAUGUAACUUGUAACGUGCAGAUAGACAAUAAAAACAAUUCGUAAGUAA
This is a messenger RNA of Ceratina calcarata, 889 nucleotides long. RefSeq lists its product as uncharacterized. NCBI's taxonomy places the organism in Eukaryota, Metazoa, Arthropoda, Insecta, Hymenoptera, Apidae. Bases 265 to 657 code for a protein of 130 amino acids. The record is from RefSeq and is a predicted model, not a curated record. The transcript is spliced from 3 exons.